Peronospora matthiolae is the source of this 102-nucleotide messenger RNA. Lineage: Eukaryota; Oomycota; Peronosporomycetes; Peronosporales; Peronosporaceae. The record is from the annotation of a GenBank genome assembly.
AUGAAGACCAUCGUCAACCUGAAGGGCCUCGUUUCUAACGUGAAGCUCACCGACAACGACCUGAUCAACGUGAGAAAUGCGAUUGCGGUUCACUCGGAGUAG